AUGAAGAUGCUUGCAACACUUGCCGUCCUAGUCGCCGUGCUGCAUUGCGUCACAGCCGAGUUUUAUAGCUCGACCAGUGGUCUGAGCCAACUUCUUCGCACUGAGGUGGUGCUCCUGGCCGAGCUACAGAACUAUGUGAAUGAAAUAAGUCAGCAUGCCGAGGCGUUGCAAAGUGAAAUCGAUGCCAUCAAAGUGGAGCAUCUGAGUGCAGCCGAUAGCAUCGAAGGCUACCUGAACAAUCCGGUGAAUGCAUUUCGCCUGAUCAAGCGCCUGCACAGCGAUUGGCAGACCUUCUCGGAUAGCGUGGAGAGGGAGGCGAGUCGCACAAACUACCUCGAGGCCAUGGCCAAGCAUCAACAGAACUUGAGCUUCCCCACCCACGAGGACUUCGUGGGCUCAGCUCUGGCUCUGACGCGACUACAGCAAACCUAUCAGCUGGACGUGGCCGAGCUGGCGAGUGGCAUACUGAAUGGCAUCAAGCAUGGUACUGGCAUGUCCUGGCAGGAUUGCUUCGUGCUUGGCCAACAUCUGUACACAAUGCGGGACUACAACAACACCGUACCUUGGCUGAAGCAAUCAAUGCAGCUGCUGGCAACUCAGAGCUAUGGUACAGAGUCCGGCUCGCUGGACUUUAUGGAGUCUGUAGCAGAAUAUCAUCAGACAUUGGGCGACUAUGAGAACGCCCUGGAUCUGGUCAAUUAUGUGCUAUACCUGGUGCCGGAGGAGCGACCUCAUCUGUACGAGAAACGUGAGCUGCUUGAGGAGCUGAUCAGAGAUGGAGUCAGGCAUGGUCUGCUUCACGAGACCGUCCGCUCACCUACCGACUAUCACAUCUCGCAGGAGUUCCGCCUCUACGAGCAAGUCUGUCGUGGCGAACUAAAGCCCUCUGCACGCUCGCAGCGGCCCUUGCGCUGUCGCUACCAGAGUAACAAGGUGCCCUUCCGGCUCCUGCAGCCCUACAAGCUGGAAGAACUGCAUCUCGAUCCCCUGAUUGUGCAGGCCCAUGAAGUGGUAAGCGCCCGCGACAUACGUAUUUUGAAACGUCUAGCGGGUCCGCACAUCCAACGCUCGACGGUCUACUCCUUGGAGGGCAGCGAGGCCACCGCAGCACCCUAUCGCACGAGCCAGGGGGCCAGCUUCGAUUACACCAAGCAUCGGGCCAUGUGGAGGCUGAGUAGAAAUGUGGGCGAUCUUUCGGGACUGGACAUGAGAUACGCCGAAAUGCUACAGAUUGCAAACUAUGGCAUUGGCGGACACUUUGAGCCGCAUUGGGAUAGCUUUCCUGAGCACCACACCUAUCUGGAGAAUGAUCACGAUGGCAAUCGCAUAGCUACAGGCAUCUACUAUCUCUCUGAUGUUCAGGAGGGUGGUGGCACCGCUUUUCCAUUCCUGCCCCUGCUGGUGACGCCUCAACGUGGCAGUCUACUAUUUUGGUAUAACUUGCAUCGCUCUGGCGAUCAGGACUAUCGUACGAAGCACGCCGCUUGUCCAGUGCUCUUGGGAAACAAGUGGAUUGCCAAUGUGUGGAUACGUGAACGGCGGCAGGACCAUGUGAGACCCUGUGAUAUAUACCGUGAUAAUGAAAUAUCGCUGCCCUACAGGGAUUUCAACUGAAACUUCUGAACUUUCAAACUGUGCAAGCCAAACUCGAG
This is a messenger RNA of Scaptodrosophila lebanonensis, 1652 nucleotides long. Its product is annotated as prolyl 4-hydroxylase subunit alpha-2. The transcript has 6 exons. Lineage: Eukaryota; Metazoa; Arthropoda; Insecta; Diptera; Drosophilidae. The record is from RefSeq and is a predicted model, not a curated record. Gene Ontology annotation, biological process: peptidyl-proline hydroxylation to 4-hydroxy-L-proline. The coding region runs from base 1 to 1614 and encodes 537 amino acids. Gene Ontology annotation, cellular component: endoplasmic reticulum. Gene Ontology annotation, molecular function: procollagen-proline 4-dioxygenase activity; iron ion binding; L-ascorbic acid binding.